Staurois parvus is the source of this 882-nucleotide messenger RNA. The record is from the annotation of a GenBank genome assembly. Lineage: Eukaryota; Metazoa; Chordata; Amphibia; Anura; Ranidae.
UUGUAUGUGCUGGUCACUGAAAAGGGAGGGCUAGUUGAAGUUAUCAACAAGAAACUCUGGCGAGAGAUCACCAAAGGCCUAAACCUGCCAACCUCAAUCACCAGUGCGGCCUUUACCCUGCGCACACAAUACAUGAAGUAUUUAUACCCCUAUGAAUGUGAGAAGAGAGGCCUUAGUAAUCCAAAUGAACUGCAGGCAGCCAUUGACAGUAAUCGUCGGGAAGGACGCAGACAAAGCUUUGGAGGCUCCCUUUUCACAUACUCCCCAAGUGGAGCUCCAAGUAUGCUUUCCUCCCCAAAGAUGCAGGUCCCUGCCAUGACAAUAGGGGGCGCUGCAACAAAUGGAAGCUCACUUACCCCAAUCCAGAAGAUCAAGAAGGAGGACGAAUCUCCUUUGUCCUUGACAAUGCCAUCCAGGAUCCCGGUUACCUUAACUGGGCACUCUAUGGUAGCAGCUCAGGUGGCCGCCCAAGCAGCAGCCCUAGAACAGCUUCGUGAAAAGCUGGAGUCUGGGGAGCCUCCAGAAAAAAAGUUGGCACUGGGAUCUGAGGAACAGCAGCGUUUGGUGCAACGGGCUAUCCAGCAGAACCUGCUGGCCAUGACCACACAGUUUCCCAUGAAUAUCCGCAUUAACAGCCAAGCAGAGGGGAGACAGGAGUCUGCUGUUAACCUCACUACCAAUGGCACAAACAGUAUUAGUAUGUCUGUGGAGCUUAACGGUAUUGUAUACACAGGUGUGUUGUUUGCUCAACCUCCUACCUCAACGUCUGGAAUCAGCAAAGGGAGUAUCACCCGGACUGCCAGUAUGGGAGGGGCCAGUAGCACAACAGUUGCACCACCUUCUGCUCCCCCAGCUCCCUCUUCCAACAGCUCUUCACCCUGA